This is a messenger RNA of Spodoptera frugiperda (fall armyworm), 3839 nucleotides long. It is a transcript of the gene Inos, whose product is annotated as inositol-3-phosphate synthase. Gene Ontology annotation, cellular component: cytoplasm. The transcript has 12 exons. The record is from RefSeq and is a predicted model, not a curated record. Gene Ontology annotation, biological process: inositol biosynthetic process; phospholipid biosynthetic process. Gene Ontology annotation, molecular function: inositol-3-phosphate synthase activity. NCBI's taxonomy places the organism in Eukaryota, Metazoa, Arthropoda, Insecta, Lepidoptera, Noctuidae. Bases 207 to 1823 code for a protein of 538 amino acids.
AAGAUCGUAUUCCUAUGUUGCCGGAAUAGCUCAUAGCCUCAUAUCGAAGUCGAUAUUUGUUGGUGUCGGUGACUUCACAUUUAAUUAAUAUUAAAAAUUAAAACUGACGCCACGUAUUAACAGAAAUCAAUAAAAUAGAACAGAUAACCCUAUAUUUCUCUCUUGUGAUCUACCGUAAUAAGUGAAACAGAUUUUCCUUUCUGAAAAUGGAAAAAACACCGACUUUAGUUGUUUCCAGCCCCAAUAUUAAAUAUACUGAUGAGUAUAUUUAUUCGGACUACGAAUAUGAGGAAACUCUGGUGACGAGAAACGGGGAGGAGAUUACGGCACGUCCGAUCCGCAAAACGCUGGGCAUCCGCACAGACCGUCGCGUGGGCAAAGUGGGGGUGAUGUUGGUGGGCUGGGGCGGGAACAACGGGUCCACGUUCACAGCCGCAGUGCUGGCCAACCGACACCAGCUCUCGUGGAACACUAAGAAUGGGAAGAUGGAUUCUAACUGGUGGGGAUCAAUCACGCAAGCAUCGACAGUGCGGCUGGGCAUCGACGAGAAAGGAUGCGACGUGCACGUCCCCAUGUGCCAACUACUACCCAUGGUGCACCCGGAUGAUUUGGUGAUCGACGGUUGGGACAUAAGUCCGAUGAACUUGGCGGAGUCUAUGGUACGCGCCAAGGUCAUAGACUACGAUCUGCAGCAGAAGCUGAAGAAGGAGAUGGCGUCGAUGAAGCCCCGGCCUGCCAUAUACGAUCCCGACUUCAUUGCUGCUAACCAGGCUGACCGCGCCACCAACCUGAUCCGCGGCACGAAGUACGAGCAGUACCUGCAGGUGCGCGCCGACAUCAAGGACUUCCGCGACAAGAACAAGCUGGAUAAGAUCAUCGUGUUGUGGACUGCUAAUACUGAACGUUUCUGCGAGGUCCGCGCGGGAGUGCACGACACCUCCGAGAACAUCGAGCGCGCCCUCCGCGACAACAACUCGGAGAUCUCGCCCUCCACUAUAUUCGCACUCGCUGCUAUUGAUGAGAACUGCAUAUACAUAAACGGGUCGCCCCAGAACACGCUGGUAGGGGGCGUGGUGGAGCGCGCGGAGAUGCGCGGAGUCUUCGUCGCGGGAGACGACUUCAAGUCCGGGCAGACCAAACUCAAGUCCGUGCUUGUCGACUUCCUCGUUUCUGCUGGACUGAAGCCGGUGUCCAUCGUCAGUUACAACCACCUCGGCAACAAUGACGGCAAGAACCUCUCCGCGCCCAAACAGUUCCGUUCCAAGGAGAUAACAAAGAGCAACGUGGUAGACGACAUGGUGGAGUCAAACCAGGUGUUGUACAAACCGGGCGAGAAACCAGACCACGUCGUCGUCAUCAAAUAUGUACCCUAUGUCGGCGACUCGAAGCGCGCCAUGGACGAGUAUACGUCAGAGAUCCUGCUGCACGGGACCAACACCAUCGUGGUGCACAACACGUGCGAGGACUCGCUGCUGGCCGUCCCGCUCAUACUCGACCUCGUGCUGCUCGCUGAUCUGUUCUCAAGGUUCGCGUUCCGAGAGACUGAUAACUCAUACGUCCGGCUGCACGCAGUACUGUCCCCGCUGGCGUACUUGCUGAAGGCGCCGCUCGUGGCCAGCGGCGCGCCCGUCGUCAACGCGCUGUUCAAGCAACGGGCCAACAUCGACAACCUACUGAGAGCUGCACUCGCUCUACCACCUAAUAAUAAUCUCGGACUGGAGCACAAGGUACCAUUCCUAAUGAAGGAACUCCACAGCGGCGCCCUCUUCAACUCCCCACCAAACAAGAAGCAGAAGCUAACACACGAGAAUGGUGAUCAAUGAAUCACCACUUACGACCCACUAGCCAGUAAUCACCAUUAACCCCCUCACUAAUCACCGUUCACCACACUUGCACGGCACAAAACUAUUCAUGAGCAGUAUUAUUUACAUCGAAUCUUACUGCCAUUGGUCAUUUAAUUAUAGAGAAUAUUAGUAGAUAUUGUCCUAAUAUGUGUUGUAUCAUAUAUGUACUUAGGUAUGUACUCUAUGUUAGUUUUGCGAUACUUUAAAGGCAUUAAAACACCGCUUGUCAUGGUGCGCCCAACUUUAUUCCAACUGUAGCCUUAGUAAGAAUUUGCUUUAUGACUAACGAAAUCGAAACGAGAGCGUUUUCGGCGAUUCUGAUUGGCCGGUUCGAAUGAAUCUACCAAUCAGUGCGCCAAACGCAUUCUCAUUUCGAUCUCGUUAAACGUGCAAGAAAGUCGUACUAAGCUCUGAUAGUAGUAUUAAAAAAUAUGAAGUGAAUUAUGUACUUAAGGAAUCUUUAAGUUUUCAAAGUAUUAUGUAAAUAUUAUUACGCAAUGUGAUUGUGUUUUAAACAUAAUUCAGUAUUAUUUGUUUUUAAAACAAAAAAAAAAACUAUUCUAGACAUAAAUUAGUCUUUAAAGUAUCGAUUUCUAAACAAAAAUUAGUGAAUAUUCCUCGAAUUCGAAAUUUUAUUUAAGAUAACAUUUUAAAAAUGUGCUUUCGGUGUUUGUCGUAAAAUUUAUUUAUUAGAGAAAUGUUUAUUUACUUAUUUAUGUUAUUUUCUGCUCUGGAUAGUAAUUAUUUAGUUAUGCAUGUACUUAGCACUUGCACGUUCAGUUUAGUUUCAAGUAUUUUGGUUAAGUUCUGUGAUAAUGUGUGAUCAACGAUUGUCGUUAUAUCGGUAAGAUGCUUAACUAGGAAAAUUUUAUUUUAAUACGAUAAUGAUGUACAACAUCUAAGGUCCGGUUUUCCAAAAGUGUAAAUGAAUAUUUGCACGUCUUUUACAUGAAAACAAAUUCAUGUGGAUACUAAAUUAACUUUAGUUUCUUCUUGUUGUAUUUUUUUUUUGUAAAAUUACUGUUUGGGAUCGGAUCGUGUACCAAAUAUUUAGUGAUUAUUCCCGUGUCUAAAUUAACUCGAAUUUAUCCAAAGUAUUAUUUGAUAUCAGUCAGUAUUGCAAACAUAAUUAUUAUGUCUAUAGUAAGAAAUUAUAUGUCGAAAGCGUUUCGUCCCACCCCUUCCUAAACGGAUACCAAAAAACGUGUCAAAGUUAUAUAUUGUAAAUAUAUGAUGCAGGCUACACACUUUCCGUUUUAUCCGCGCAAUUUUGACUGAACUAACAAUUUGGAUUGGAUCAUAACCAUCUUUAAUGAUAAGGAUUACAUGAGAUAUUUAUUAUUAUUAGAGAUAUCUUAAGAGAUUUUGGAUCGAGAUUGAUCAGUUAUUGAAAUCGACAGUAAAUAGUAAGGAGUGUCGGCUGUAUGGACCUACGAUUUGACUGUACAGCUACAGUUCAACCUGCGCAGUUAAAUCGCAAGGUGUGUAGCGUGCAUAAUUAUUCAUCUAACGAUGACAUUCCAUUUCAAUGUAGAAUCUCGCAUUUCAGUAUUACAUUAUUUAAAUAGUUUUCAUUAAUUUAAUGUACGACAGUAUUUUAAUGUUUUAUUAGAAUUUCAUGUAAUCUCAGUUAUGUAACUAACUGCCGUACUCAGAGUCAUUUAAUGGUUACUUAACUCAGUCCUUAGUAAUUGUUUUCGAAACGAAAUCGUUACUAAGGUAUAGUUUAAGUAAUCAUUAAAUGUCUCUGAGUAUGGCAGUAAUUUUUUUGAGCAUUUAUUUAGUUAUUUGGUUACAGAAUUUAAGCACAUUUGGUUUAUGAUUUACGUUAUACAUUUUCUAAGGCAGUGUAAUGUAUCAUUAGAUGUCCCUGUAUUAAGAUAAUUGUCAAUAUUUUGCUUCCAAACUUUGAUGUUAUUUCACGGUGGAAAGUUAAUUUUGAUUUAUUGUAACCAGUGUGCUAUAUGUUGAAAUAAAGUGAUUUUUUUAAUGGAA